UCCUCCCUGGCAGUCUCGGUCCCUCUCCUGGCUGUCUCUCAGACUGACUCCUGUACUUUCUUAGUAAUUUAACUAAAAGCAGAUGUGGGAGGCUCAUAUGUGGGGACCAAGAAACUGAGAUGUGGGUGUUUGGGCAGUAACCCUCCUCCAGAGUGCCGCAUUGCCUGGACAAAGAGAGAGACAAAAAGUGUGAGAAAGAAGAAGAGAGUGCAGCAAAAAGGAGAGGGCAAAAGACAUUAAGGCGAAAUUCUCCAAGAUGAGCUGGCUGCAGGAGGACUCCGAGGUCUACAAGAUGCUGCAUGGAAACCAGGAGACCAGGACAUCUCCAAGACAAUCCAGCAGCUUCAAACUACUUCAGGAGGCCCUGGAGAACAACCCUGACGGUAUUUCCACAGCAUUUCCCAGCAGAUUGUCACCCAAUGUACAGAAACCUGUCAGCAGCUUCCAGAAACCUGUCAAUAAUACCGUGCCUACUCCUCUGCGGGUGUGUGAAAGGUGCAACACAGGCAUCAAUGAUGUGGCGGUGAGGAUCUCCGAGGGCCAUUACCGUCAUCCAGCGUGCUAUGUGUGUGCAGACUGCGGCCUCAACCUGCGCAUGAGGGGACACUUUUGGGCAGGCAAUGACCUGGUGUGUGAGAAGCAUAACCGUGCCAGGCAUAACACAGGGUCUCCACGCGCAUGAACAGACCGUUGUAUUUUAGUGUUUCCCUCUUCUCCUAUUAACAACCCUUAUUCUGACCUCGUCAUAGAAUCCGCUAUAAAUUGCACCUUGAACCCUUUCCUUGCCAAUGUCCACAGUUACAGACAUGGGGAAUCCCCAAUGCUAUGUCCAUAUUACAAAUAAGUCUCCAGAUUGAAGACCGGUACUGUUGGCUGCACCAGAUACGCACCCAUGAGCUUCCGAUACCACCGAUACCACGACCUCUAACAAGGACAACACGUGUCCAUCACUGAAGCUCAACUCCAGUAGUAACCUACACAUAGUAUAAUGCAUGGGCAUAACUGGUGUGCUGGGUGCCAGGGGGGCCACCAACAAGCAGCUGGCCUGGGUGGUCAAGUAAACCUUUGCCUUGGUUGAAGGAAAGCCUUAGUAUUACCGUAUAUACCUCUGCAAAAUCACUUGUUUUUGCUUCUCACGCCCCUGCACCCCAACACAGUUUAUUCUACUGCUUGUAUAAGCAAAAGCUGCCAUUUAGUGACAUCUUAGGUUAAAGGGGUACUCCACUGGCCAGUGUGGAACUAAAUGUUCCCAA
This is a messenger RNA of Hyla sarda, 1253 nucleotides long. It is a transcript of the gene PDLIM2, whose product is annotated as PDZ and LIM domain 2. Bases 257 to 682 code for a protein of 141 amino acids. Gene Ontology annotation, biological process: heart development; muscle structure development; actin cytoskeleton organization. The record is from RefSeq and is a predicted model, not a curated record. The transcript has 4 exons. Gene Ontology annotation, molecular function: muscle alpha-actinin binding; actin binding. NCBI's taxonomy places the organism in Eukaryota, Metazoa, Chordata, Amphibia, Anura, Hylidae. Gene Ontology annotation, cellular component: Z disc; adherens junction; stress fiber.